AUGGGUAACCUUUACCAGAAGAUCCUCACUGAUAUUGCCGACCCUCGACUCGGGAAGGACUUGGCAAAAGCUAUCCUUACCUGGACAGCAUGCUCAUUUCAGCCACUGUCAAUAGAUGAAAUUCACCGGGUCAUUAAGCUUGACAUCAAUAACAGCAUCGAUGAUGUUGAGCGCUCCAUCAACACAUGUUGCCGCAACAUCAUCUACGUUGACAACCAGAAAAAGGCCCGGUUAAUCAACUCGACAGCUCGAGACUUUCUCCUACGUCAAACUAGUGUUCCGAAUCAAGUCAAAUGCGCGCAGGCGACUUACUCUGGCGUGUCUUCAGUACCUCUCUAG
Molecule: messenger RNA, 339 nt
Organism: Penicillium vulpinum
Lineage: Eukaryota; Fungi; Ascomycota; Eurotiomycetes; Eurotiales; Aspergillaceae
Exons: 1
Coding region: 1-339 (112 amino acids)
Source: RefSeq, a predicted model, not a curated record